AUGGAGUCCUCAAAGUCGCCAGGUCCUUCCUUCUCUACGCCGCGCCGUUCUCUCACAGCGCCUGUCCGCCCGGCUUCCCCGCAGUCAUCGCCACAAUCUGCCAGCGAGUUGGUGGACACCCUUUAUGAUCAUCCGAAUGUCAAGAUCGUUUCCUUCACCGCGGGCUAUCGUUCUCUCUCUGUCGGCCCGUGGACGGGUACUGCGCCUGACAUCGAGCCCGGAUCGCUCCCCUGGACGUCGCAUCUGGAGCGGACCAUUGCAGCCGGCGCCUUCAGAAUCUACCGCGCCCCGGGUUCGGUGGCUUUUCUCAGCUGUGGUUCCGCGCUCCAGCCGAUUCUGCCCAAAAGCCAAGUCUGGUGCGUCGAUGAAGACUCGAGCAAGUUCGUCUUGCAAAUACGCCGGCCACAGUACUGGAGGAUAGAACUUCCUGUGGAGAAGGAGGAAGAUGUGUACCGCGUGCAGCUACUCCGAGACGUCUUUGACAGGAUCCUACAGUUUGAGAAGACCGAAUGCCCAUUCAAGAGAUCUUUCACAGUCAAGCUUCCAGAACGGCCGCAAACACCAGUAAAGAAACGGCCAUGGACACCGGUGCGGAGGUCCAGCACGUCUUUCCCCCUGACUCCCGUCACACCCGUCGAGAUCGCGCCCGUAUACAAGGGAACACCGCGGGGGGCGAUAUCUCUUGGGGACAUGAAAACCACCGCCGAUGUGAAGACAACGCUGCGCAAUGAGGCCCGCGCAUUAGAGCCGCCUGUGGAAGAACAAGCUUCCAGAUCAGGGGGUGAUUCCCCCGUCGAUGCCGAUCCCGCUGACUUCCCUCGACGCCCCGAUCCGGUGUCAGUUGAAACGUUACAAUGCGCCAGCCCAGCUGCCUCGCAGCAACCAACGGUCGCCCAACCCCCGGGUAUCAAACUCUCUACCGAUACUCUAGACUCCCUCCACAGGCGGGAAUCGUGGCGCUCCGUUCCUCUCCCUCCGUCGCCACCCUUGUCCGACGAAGGGUCGCCCACAACAUCGUCUCGUCGGGAAACAAAUCAGACACUAUCAGAUAUCCAGGUAACCCUCCAGGAUCAUUCCGACCCUGGUUCCACCUCCAGCUCUCCUCUCGUCUCAGCAGCGCCCAGCGCCACAACAGAACCGUCACCUUCAAUUCCCAAAACAGCGCCCGAAAAGCCCAUCACUUCGCAACCCCCAUCCCCGUUCACCGAGGACGAAGAAGCCUUCACAACACCUGCGUCAAGCCCAAGCCCCUCCCCGCCGUCUCCAGCACCUCCCGUAGACCCCGCUGCUACGACAUCGUCUCCAGCGCCAACAUCCGCCCGCCCCUCACCGCUCCGCCGCGCAACUACAUCAAGCAGCAUCUCCCCGAGCCGAAGUGGACCUCUGUCCCCAUUCCCGCCGCCAGCAGCCAACCUUUUUGCUCCCCGAUCUCCCCACCACAACCACCACCACCCUUCCUCUCCCAGUGACAACAACCACAACGGUAACAACCAUACCAACAACAGCGGCGCGCUAGCCGUCGUCCGCCGCCUGCCCAUGACGGUCAUCCACAAGACGUGCGAGAUCCUCAUGUCGCCGCCCUCACAUCUCCUCAGCCUGAUGCUGAAGGUCGCCGCGCGGAUUGCCGCGGGUGAGUGGAGGGGAUUGGUCUUUGGCCUGGGCAGGGGCGGUGAGAGGGUCGAGGUGUGCUGGGAUUGGAGCGACGAUUAUGACUAUGAUGACUAUGGGGAUGUUUAUGAUUACCACCAAGACGAGCUCAGGCAGCCUGGGCAUGCGCGGCGUGGGUUCGGGUGUGGGUUGGACCCGGGGAAUGGAUAUGCCAAUUCGCAUGGAUUUGGAUAUGGAUAUGGCAGUGGUGGCGGCGGGAAUGGGAGGAGGGGAGGACAUGUGCUCAGAACCAGGGCUAGUGGCGGGGAUUUGAGAGCUGCGUCAUCUGGUUUUUGGAGGGCUGGGUGGGGUGAGGAGGAGGGUGAUGGGGAUGACAAGGCGAAUGGGAAUGGGAAUGGUUGGCUGAAGAGGAGGCGGAUGAGGGAGAGAAUGGCGGGGAGUUUUCCCGAGAGUAGUGAUGAUGAGGAGGAGCAGCUGGGGCCGUCGGAUGUACCCGCUGUGAAAUCGCCUGGUCGCGGGCCCAAGGGGGACCAUAUUGAUGGUGAGGCUGAGGAGACGACUGAUGAGGAUGUGUCGGGGCAGCGGGGGAAUACUGCUGUCCCAGGGACUGGAGCGGGGAUGGAUCAGGACUCGGGAGUUGAUUGA
This is a messenger RNA of Canariomyces notabilis, 2253 nucleotides long. RefSeq lists its product as uncharacterized. The transcript has 2 exons. The coding region runs from base 1 to 2253 and encodes 750 amino acids. Gene Ontology annotation, biological process: peroxisome inheritance. The record is from RefSeq and is a predicted model, not a curated record. Gene Ontology annotation, cellular component: extrinsic component of intraperoxisomal membrane. NCBI's taxonomy places the organism in Eukaryota, Fungi, Ascomycota, Sordariomycetes, Sordariales, Chaetomiaceae.